ACCUUAACCCAUGAAACAUGUCUCUGAUUUUUCUUGAAUUUCUGCAUAUUCCACGAAGCGAAAACGGAAUACUUCCCUUUGGAUUAUCUCUCAUUCAAUUUAUGGCAGGUUUGAAAUUGUAAAUUCCUAUCUGUUGUAAAAAUUAGAAAAGAAAUUGGUUAAAUAAUGGAAGGGAGAUGGAUUGAAGGGAUUAAGAUGGUGGGAUUUAUUAAUAAUCCUGCAGUAAUGGAGACGUUUGUGGAUAUAUUGGUCUGUACGGUGCCGAUUUGGGUGGCGGUGAUGAUUGGGUUGGUAAUCGGGUGGUCAUGGAGACCGCGGUGGACCGGCUUGGUUUUUCUCGGAUUUCGGUCCAAGUUUCGGUUCAUGUGGACUGCGCCGCCCGGGUUUGGGGCACGACGGUUUUGGUUAGCGUUCACGGCGUUAUCGGCUUUUUCGGUUUGUCGUAGACUUUGGUUUAGCUUUAGGGGGAGGACCCGGAAGGAGGAGGGAUUGGCUCAGGAGCAGGCAGGUCAAGGGUCGAUUUCUGGUACGGUUCCAGCUGCAGCGGCUAAGGAAUCAGGUGCCGUAGCUGAUGUCAGCAGUGAUGAGAUCAGGCCUAGUGGAAGACCAGAUGAGGAAAAGAAUAGUGUCACUGAGAAAGAUCUGGAACACCUGUUACAUCUUCUGAAUGGGAAGGAUGGGGAAUUGGUUUGGCAAGAGAUGAUGGAGCGCUCCACAUCAAACAUGACAUACCAAGCUUGGCAUCACGAGCCCGAGGUGGGUCCGAUAAUGUACCGCAGCAAAACCAUUUUUGAGGAUGCAGCUCCUGAGCUGGUCAGAGAUUUUUUCUGGGAUGACGAGUUUCGGCCUAAAUGGGAUCCUAUGCUUGCUUACGUCAAAAUAUUAGAAGAAUGCCCUGAUACAGGAAUGAUGAUAGUCCACUGGAUUAAAAAGUUUCCCUUUUUUUGCAGCGAUCGGGAGUAUGUCAUUGGUAGAAGGAUAUGGGAAGCAGGAAGAAAUUUUUAUUGUGUGACUAAGGGGGUACCAUAUCCAAUUUUGCCAAGGCGUGCCAAACCUAGACGUGUGGAUCUUUAUUUCUCGAGCUGGAUUAUCAAACCUGCCCAAUCGCUUAAAGGAGAUGGCCAGUUAUCUGCAUGUGAGGUCACACUUAUUCACUACGAAGACAUGGGAAUCCCAAAGGAUGUCGCCAAGUUGGGUGUUCGACAUGGAAUGUGGGGAACUGUUAAAAAGUUGCAUGGUGGCUUCAGAGCAUAUCAAAAUGCUAGAAAAUCUGAGGCAUCAUUGUCCCGGUGUGCUUUGAUGGCAAGAAUAACUACAAAAUUUUUGUCCGUUGAAGGAAAUUAUCCACUAGAGCCUGAAGCCUGUGAGGAAGAGAGAAAUGAAGUUGUGAAGACUGAGAGACAAAGGGAUUAUGGUGGAAUUGAUUGGAGAUGGAUGGCUAUUGGUGGAGCUGUUGCUCUUGUUUGUGGACUCCAAACGGGGCUGAUAGGAAAAGCUCUGUUGGUUGGAGCAGGGCAAAGAUUUGCUAGGAGACGAUAAAGAUUCACACGCCAUUUGCAUAUGGUGCAUCGAGUUCUAAUAAUGAAGUUCUAGCUACCACAUGUCCAUUGCUUUAUUUGCCGAAAUGUCAAAUGUUACCUCAUAUGCUUAUUCCAUAGGGGAAAUGCCACUAUAAACGUGUAAGCUAUAAAAGAGCAUUCACUGUAUGCGAUUUGAUCUUUUAUUCUCCCUAAACUCCUCUAUUGUUUUGUUUACGUGUUGAUGAA
Molecule: messenger RNA, 1766 nt
Organism: Olea europaea var. sylvestris
Lineage: Eukaryota; Viridiplantae; Streptophyta; Magnoliopsida; Lamiales; Oleaceae
Exons: 6
Coding region: 166-1539 (457 amino acids)
Molecular function (GO): lipid binding
Source: RefSeq, a predicted model, not a curated record